UGAAAAAGAGACAGAAUAUAGUACCGGGGUCGCGUAUGAAUAUAGUUGUUUACUUGGCUGCGCCUCGACCGUUUUCGCGCCAUUUUCUGGGAUGAACUGAAGUCACGGGGACAGACGGCCAAAGGCAAGCGCCAUUGUUGUUUUUCUCGGUAAAAUUUUUCUUUUCGGCGGCCACGAUGGCGGGCCCGGACGAGGAGACCCCCAGCACAGAGCAGAGAUAUCAGGAUCUCUGUAUGGACUUGAACAUGGACAAAAUUGCGACCGAAGAGGCUUGGCAGAGCUUCGAGAAAAUGAGCACGAACUACACUCUGGAGGGCGACGAUCUGCACUGGUUGGCCUGCGCCCUGUACGUGGCGUGCCGCAAGAGCCUGACGCCGACAGUGGGCAGGGGGACUGUGGAAGGGAACUGUGUCUCUCUCACCCGCUUACUCAGAUCCGCAAAGCUAAGUCUGAUCCAGUUCUUCAACAAAAUGAAGAAAUGGGCGGACAUGGCCAGCCUUCCUCAAGACUUCAGGGACAAGGUGGACCGACUGGAGAGGAACUUCGCCGUCUCCACGGUCAUCUUCAAGAAGUUUGAGCCCAUCUUCUUAGACUUGUUCAGGAACCCAGGGGAUGAUCAGCCAAGGGCACCUCGUGGGCGAAAGCAGAGACGCCUGCCGUGCACUUCAUCUGACGUUUUCUCCUUCUGCUGGACCUUGUUUGUCCAAGUCAAGGGAAAUUUCCCGGCGAUAAGUGACGACUUGGUGAACUCUUACCACCUGCUGCUGUGCUGUCUGGACUUAUUCUUUGGUAACGCACUGUGUGCAGGGAGGAAAGACCUUCUCAACACUGAGUUUCCAGCAUUGCCUGAAGGUUUUACCAACAGGGACUGGCGCUCGCCCUCGGAGCCUCCCUGUAUCAUAGACAAACUGUGUGAGCUGCACGACGGGCUGGUCUUAGAGGCCAAGGGCAUCAAGGAGCACUGGUGGAAGCCUUACAUCAAAAAACUCUUCGACAAGAAGACCCUAAAAGGAAGACAGGAGACCUUAACUGGGCUGUUGGAUCUAGCCACUUUUGAGAUCAACAAUAAGAGCAUCAACAAGGAGUAUGAGGAGUGGGUCCUGACGGUCGGGGACUUCGAUGAGCGGAUUUUCCUGGGCGAGGACGCGGACGUUGAGAUCGGAACCCCCGCCAAACCUGCACCAAACAUCACCGGCGAGCUCGGCGAGAGGAUGGUGCAGAGCAGUCAUCUGAAACAGCACAUGGCCGAGACCAAGUCCCUGGCCCCCUCCACACCGCUGACUGGGCGUCGGUACCUCAAGGAAAAGGACCCUACGGUCACGCCCGUCUCCACGGCAACCCAGAGUGUCAGCCGCCUGCAGGCCUUACUGGCUGGGCUGAAGACUUCCCCCAGCGACAACCUCACCAAGCUUUUCUCGGAAUGUUCCAGAAACCCUCAGGAAUCCAUUAGCAGCAGAAUAAAGGAGAUGGGAGAGCAGUUCUGCACCAGCUACACUCAGCCAUCCGAGGACCACCCAGGCUCGCACAUCGAGUUCGCCCAGAAGCGGCUGAGACUGGCUGAAACCCUGUACUACAAGGUGCUGGAGAAUGUCAUGCUGCAGGAGAAGAAGAGGCUGAAGGGCAAGCUGGAUCUGGUGUCGUUGAUGGAGCAGGAUGUGUUCCACAGAUCCCUGAUGGCAUGCUGUCUGGAAAUCAUCAUCUUCUCUUACAAUUCUCAAAGAACGUUUCCGUGGAUCAUCGAUGUGUUUGGCCUGAGUCCGUACCACUUCUACAAAGUUAUCGAGGUUCUGAUCCGUGCAGAGGACGGACUGUCCCGAGAUGUGGUCAAACACCUGAACUUUAUUGAGGAACAGAUCCUGGAGAGCCUUGCCUGGAAGUCAGAGUCUCCGCUCUGGGAGGCCAUGAAGAUGAACGAGAAUGCUGUUCCAUCCUGCGAGGAGGUCACCCUCCCCAGUCAGCUGGAGAACGGGCACAGCAACACCGCCGUGCGCAUGGGACAGUCACCGCCGGUGCACCCACAAGUACGCAGGAUCGCCAGGGACACUGGGGUCAUGUUGAAGAAAGUGGAGUCUCCCCUGUCGCCGCUGUCUGCACAUGACCGGUUCAGCUCGCCUGCUGCGGGCAGUCUGGGCACGGCCAAGCGCCGCCUGUUCUCUAACGACCAGACGAACAACGCAGCUACGACAACAAGUGCCCAGUCCCAGCCAGCCACUGUCCAGGUGGUGACAACAGCCACAGACCAGGGGGUACAGCAGACCAUCACACAGCAGACUGUGGCCAUACCUAUACCAUCUGGUAGCGGGACCAUCACAUACUUGGCGACCCUGCCCAUCGUCCAGCAGGUGCAGCCCGGCCAGCAGCCGCAGCAGAUCCAGCUGCAGGCGGUUCCCCAGGGCCAGCAGGUGCCGGGGGCAGGCGUGCUGGGCGCCAUGGCUCAGGCCGUGGCCACCGGACAGCAGCAGGCAGCUCCCAGUCAGACAGCCGCUGUUCCACACGGGACAGCGGCUGCUGCUGCUCCUGCAUCUGGAGAAAAGGCAGCAGCUGGUGAACAGCACCCGCACAAGCGGAUCGGGUCUCUGGGACUUUUCUUCAGAAAGGUGUAUCACCUGGCCAGCGUGCGGCUGCGGGAUCUGUGUGAGAAGCUGGAGGUGGGGGAUGAACUGCGGCGGAAGAUGUGGACGUGUUUCACACACACGCUGAAGGAACACGUGGAGCUGAUGAGGGACCGCCAUCUGGACCAGAUCGUCAUGUGCUCCAUCUAUGUCAUGGCUAAGGUAUCCGCAAACGUCACCCAGCAUGACAAGUCUUUCCAGGACAUCAUGAAGUGUUACCGUACCCAGCCACAGGCCAGCAGCCAUGUUUACCGUAGUGUGUUGUUACACGGAGACCGUGAGAGACGAAGCUCAGGGAGCAGCGAGGGCAGCGGAAAGACAUCUCCUGUCACGGCUGACAAGGACAAAGGUAACGGUGAGCGACCUAUCAGAUCAAGCAGCACAUUACCCGUGCCGGCCCCGAGCAGUGCACCGCCUACGCCCACACGGCUGGCGGGACUGGGCGCCACCGUGGACGGAGACGAGAGAGGGGACCUGAUCCAGUUCUACAACACUAUCUUUGUGACAAAACUGAAGAGCUACGUCAGAAAGUUCUCUCCCACUGGGGAUCAAAAGGCGGACUCUAACAUCCCCCAGCUGUCGCCCAUCCCCCUGCCCCGCACACACAUGCAGUCCCCCAGGAGAGUCUCCGUCAGACAUCCCAUCUACAUCUCACCCCACAAAAACGGUAGGAACUUCUGGAGGCCGUUGACCCCCACCAGUGCAAUGCUGUACUGUUUUGGGAAAAGUCCUGCAAAGAAUCUUCAGGAUAUCACCAGCAUGAUCAAGUCAGGGGAGCAGCCCACCAAGAAGAGAGCGCUCAACUACGACACGAAUGAGAACCCCGCCAAGCGACUGUGCUCUGCGGGCGGCGCGGACAGAACGUUGUUUCAGAAACUGAAGGAUAUAGACACGGUGCGACAGGCAGCUAACGCCAACCAAUAGACAAAAGUGUAUUUUUGUAAGACAUACCUGUAAAAACGGACAAAAGUGUGGUGUUUUUGUCUUUUAGUUUUUUUCUUCUGUGUAUAACAAACAAUCUUCGGAGAAUUGUAGCCUCGAAAUCAGACUUUCAAUGUGCAACGUUUUCUUAGCCUUUGCAAGUUAGCAUGUCUACAACUGUGAAAUAACUUUUAAGCAUAGUAUGGAGGAAGGGGGCUAGAAUGUAACGGUGUUAGAAAUGGAAGGGUAACAAAGACUGUAGCACCACUGUGGAAAAAAGGGCAGGCUAUUUAUACUAAUAGAGGAGUGGCUAUUUAUGAUGUAUUUUUCCACGUAUUUAUGUGAUGUGUAGACGAACACUGUCAACUAUUGGAUCACACGAGGGUGUGUAUGUGGGUUUACAGGAGUUUGCUCAUUCCACUUUCAUGUAGUACACUAAGGGAGCAUCUGGACUAGUGACAAUUGUGGCAGUUGUGAUUUCUAUGAAGACGUAGAACCCAGUGUGCCCUCUUAAAUUAACAGCAAAGGAAGAAAAAAGAAAACAAUCAUGGUCUCUUGUAACAGGUAAUAUGCAUUUAAACAACAGUAACAGAUGAAGUGUCUUGAUAUGAGGGGGUAAAAUCUGUGCAUGUUUGGAUACAGUAAUGUCAGAGGAUGUAUUUUUGACAAACCUUUGCUGGGAAGUGAAGACAAGUAGGGAAUGGCACUUUUUUCUGCCCAAUUUUAAACUUUGUUUACAUUAGUGUUGUAGUGUUUGUAAUCUAUUAUUUGUGAGUACUUUUCAGUCACAUCAAAUAGCCCUUUUCCCCCUUGUUAUGUAGACAAUGCUGUUGCCAUGGAAUGAUACCUUCCAUAUGUUUCUGUUGUUCAACCCCUAACUAUAGGUUAGAGGUUUAUAACUUCAGAAAGAUUGGAGGUGUUAGUAGUAAUAGACUUGGAGCUAGGACACGGCACGCUCUUUUGAUUUGCUAAGUUGCAACGCCAACGCCAGCCAUUUUGUGCAUAAUCUAUUGAUUAAUUUACUCAUUUUUUCAUGGUCCUUUGUCUUUGUGAUAUUGUGAUGUCUUAAUUUUAAUUGGGUAACUAGAACUUUUUCCUUUGUUGCACCUAGACCAAUGUUUUAGAACAAUUUAUUUUAGAGUUUUAUAACCAAUUGCGUAUCAAUUUGCUGUCUCAAAAGGUUUCAACCUUCUUGUGUACAGGAAUCUUAAAAAGAUUUGGACCAAAUGUGGUCGUAGAGUGGCCAUUUGCUUCGACAGGGAAGUAAAAAAGAGGAAACAUUAUGUUUCUUGUAAACAUUUGCUUGUAAAAAGAUGUAGGAAAAAAUCAAGCAAUGUACAUUUACUAGUAAUGUACUAGUGACUUGACUUUUGCAGUAAAUUUGACCAGAAAUUUUCCA
Molecule: messenger RNA, 4932 nt
Organism: Branchiostoma floridae (Florida lancelet)
Lineage: Eukaryota; Metazoa; Chordata; Leptocardii; Amphioxiformes; Branchiostomatidae
Product: retinoblastoma-like protein 1
Exons: 23
Coding region: 177-3536 (1119 amino acids)
Biological process (GO): regulation of transcription by RNA polymerase II; negative regulation of G1/S transition of mitotic cell cycle; cell differentiation
Cellular component (GO): transcription regulator complex; nucleus; chromatin
Molecular function (GO): RNA polymerase II transcription regulatory region sequence-specific DNA binding
Source: RefSeq, a predicted model, not a curated record